AUGGACUCAAAUGGACUUAAAAGACCCGGUGAAGGUGAAUCUCGGAGCUCAGAAACAUUUGAAAAGCGUCUCAAGCCCCAGUCGUAUGACCACAGUGCGCUCAGUGAGCCGGUGUCCACUAUUGAGAUUAUCCCCACCGACAAAUUUAGAAAACAGCAGACCCAGGGCUUCACACCUAAAGGCGCUGUAAAUGGUUCACAACCAGUCAAUCCUACGGCCUUCGAAGAAGAGCUCUCCCACAUGGAUCAUGAACAGGUAGUUGCUCAAGAACAUGGACGGGAAAAUGCGUGGGCCCGUAAGCCUCUACCUCUGGACUUUUCUCCCGAAAAGCACGCAAUUUCCUUUCAGCAGCUGGAUGCAGAGCAAAGCAUUCUACCUGGUGUAAAAGACAACAACACUUCAUACGCCGUGCGAUUUUUUGGUGUUACAAAGGAGGGUCACUCUGUGCUGUGCAAUGUUACGGGGUUCAGACAUUAUCUUUACGUUCCAGCCCCAUCUGGUUUUACCCUGCAAGAUAUCAAGCCCUUCGAAAGCUAUUUGAAUGACGCUUUCGAGGAUGUUGUCGAUGAAAUCGAGAUCGCCAAACGUCAAUCUAUUUGGGGUUAUUCGGGUACAGCAAAGCUGCCAUUUUUGAGAAUAUAUGCAAAGAGUCCUGCUGGAAUAAACAAGAUCAGAACUGGAUUUGAACGUGGGCAUAUUACUUACAAUGAUACUUGGUUUUCAGGUGGGACCACAACUUACGACAAUAUUACUUACACCUUGAGGCUGAUGAUAGAUUGUGGGAUUACAGGCAUGUCCUGGAUUACACUUCCGGAGGGCAAAUAUCAUAUGGUACCAUCCAAAGAAAAGAUCAGUACUUGCCAACUUGAGGUUAGAAUCAAUUAUAGAGAUCUUAUUGCACAUCCUGCUGAAGGCGACUGGUCUAAUACAGCCCCACUUAGGAUACUGUCUUUUGAUAUAGAGUGUGCUGGUAGACCAGGUGUGUUUCCAGAAGCUGAGAUCGAUCCUGUCAUUCAGAUCGCAAAUGUUGUCAGCAUUGCUGGCGCUUCCAAAUCCUUUGUCAGGAAUGUAUUCACGGUUAAUACGUGUUCACCUAUUACAGGCUCUCAAAUAUUUGACCACAAGACAGAAAAUGACAUGCUUAAAAAUUGGCGCAAAUUCGUCGUUGAGGUGGAUCCCGAUCUCAUAAUCGGCUAUAACACAACCAACUUUGAUUUGCCAUACUUACUAGGUCGAGGACGUGCAUUGAAGAUAGAAGAGUUUCCAUAUUUUGGAAGGCUCAAGACCGUGAAGCAAGAAGUGAAAGAUGCCGUCUUUUCUUCCAAAGCUUACGGCACUCGUGAGUCUAAGGUUAUCAACAUCGAUGGUCGGCUGCAGCUUGAUUUACUACAAUUUGUCCAACGUGAAUACAAGCUCAGGUCGUACACUUUAAACGCUGUAUCCGCUCAUUUUCUUGGAGAACAGAAGGAAGAUGUCCACCACAGUAUAAUCAGCACUCUACAAAACGGCGAUUCCGAAACUAGACGACGACUAGCUGUUUACUGUUUGAAAGAUGCAUUUUUGCCAUUGCGAUUAUUAGAAAAACUCAUGGCUUUGGUCAACUACACAGAAAUGGCUCGUGUCACCGGUGUUCCAUUUUCCUACUUGCUUGCCAGGGGUCAACAAAUCAAAGUCGUUUCACAGUUAUUUCGUAAAUGUCUGCAAAUCGAUACAGUCAUACCAAAUAUGCAGUCUCAGGGUUCAGAUGAACAGUAUGAGGGUGCCACUGUUAUAGAACCUAUGAGAGGGUACUAUGAUGUUCCCAUUGCAACACUCGAUUUCAACUCUUUGUAUCCGAGCAUUAUGAUGGCUCACAAUCUUUGUUAUACCACCCUCUGUAACAAGGCUACAGUGGAAAAUUUGAAUCUAAAAAAAGAUGAGGACUAUGUUGUCACACCUAACAAUGACUACUUCGUUACUUCGAAAUUACGCCGAGGGAUUUUACCCGAGAUUUUGCAUGAAUUAAUAGCAGCCCGUAAGAGAGCCAAGAAAGACUUGAAGGAAGAAAAAGACCCAUUCAGAAGAGAUGUUUUGAACGGUCGACAACUAGCAUUGAAAAUUUCGGCCAACUCCGUGUAUGGGUUUACCGGUGCGACCGUUGGUAAAUUGCCAUGCUUGGCAAUUUCAUCUUCUGUGACUUCAUAUGGCCGCACCAUGAUUGAACGCACAAAGAAAGCGGUUGAAGAGCGGUAUUGUAUAAAGAAUGGCUAUAACCAUGAUGCAGUCGUGGUUUAUGGUGAUACUGAUUCUGUCAUGGUGAAGUUCGGUACAGACGACCUAUCACAAGCCAUGAAUCUCGGUGCAGAAGCAGCAGAAUACGUUUCGUCCUUAUUCAAAAAUCCCAUUGCAUUAGAAUUUGAGAAAGCUUACUUUCCUUAUUUGCUGAUCAACAAGAAACGAUAUGCCGGACUCUACUGGACCAGGGCGGACAAAUAUGAUAAGCUCGAUCAAAAAGGCUUAGCAUCUGUUCGCCGAGACUCUUGUCCGCUUGUCUCCAUUGUCAUGAAUAAGGUCUUAAAGAUGAUACUUAUCGAUCGUAACGUUGAUGGUGCCCUUAAUUUUAUCAAGGAAACCAUUGGUGACAUACUUCAUAACAGAGCUGAUAUUUCAAAGCUGAUUAUAUCGAAAACGUUAGCGCCCAACUACACUAAUCCACAGCCACAUGCUGUUCUCGCAGAACGUAUGAUCAAGAGAGAUGGUGUGGGCCCUAAUGUUGGUGACCGUGUUGACUAUGUCGUGAUAGGUGGCAAUGACAAGCUGUACAAUAGGGCAGAAGAUCCUCUCUACGUGUUGGAGCACAACGUUCAGAUUGAUUCUAAGUACUAUUUGACAAACCAACUACAAAACCCCAUCAUUAGCAUUAUCGCCCCUAUCAUUGGGGAAAAGCAUGCCAAUUCAAUGUUUGUGGUUAAAUCAAUUAAAAUUAGCACUGGAAAUACAAAAGGUGGCUUGAUGGGCUUUGUCAAAAAGGUGCAGACCUGUAAAGGGUGUAAGGGUCCUUUACGAAGGGGCGAGGGCCCCUUAUGCUCCAAUUGUGUGGAAAGGUCUGGCGAACUAUACGUGCGGGCUCUUUACGAUGUCAAAGACCUCCAAGAGAAAUUUGCCCGUUUAUGGACUCAAUGUCAACGUUGCUCGGGAAGCUUGCACAACGAAGUUUUGUGCUCUAAUAAAAACUGUGACAUUUUCUACAUGAGGGUCAAAGCCAGAAAGGAACUACAAGAGAAAGUAUCUGAGCUCAGCAAAUGGUAA
This is a messenger RNA of Lachancea dasiensis, 3288 nucleotides long. NCBI's taxonomy places the organism in Eukaryota, Fungi, Ascomycota, Saccharomycetes, Saccharomycetales, Saccharomycetaceae. The record is from the annotation of a GenBank genome assembly.